Diospyros lotus (date-plum) is the source of this 2115-nucleotide messenger RNA. RefSeq names its product serine hydroxymethyltransferase 3, chloroplastic. The coding region runs from base 241 to 1806 and encodes 521 amino acids. Gene Ontology annotation, cellular component: cytoplasm. Lineage: Eukaryota; Viridiplantae; Streptophyta; Magnoliopsida; Ericales; Ebenaceae. The transcript is spliced from 12 exons. Gene Ontology annotation, biological process: folic acid metabolic process; tetrahydrofolate interconversion; L-serine catabolic process. Gene Ontology annotation, molecular function: serine binding; pyridoxal phosphate binding; glycine hydroxymethyltransferase activity. The record is from RefSeq and is a predicted model, not a curated record.
AUCAGAUAUCAUCAUAUCGCUCACCCUUUCCUCGCGCCUUCUCUUCUUUUGUGUCUGCUCUACUCUGGCUUCUGCCUCUCGUCGCGUCGUCUUCCUCUUCUCCUCCCUCGUUCUCUCCUGCUAGCUUCGUACUUUGUGUUGAGACUGAAGAAGGAGAAAGGUUCAGGAGAACAAGAAAUCGGAAGCGAAGCUUGUGAGUUAUCAUACAGAAGCCAACAGGUUUGUAACGGGACUGCUGUUAUGGGUUCUAUUCAACAGCCAAUUUGGACAAAGGGAUCACCUUUCUCUGUGAAAGGACCCAGUUUCAGUGGACUCCCUCAUCAUGUUAAACUCAGCUUUGUUAAACCUUGUAAAUCUUCUCAACUUGAAGGAAGCUUGGUCACUGGCAGGAACCCCUCUUCUUUAUCUGUUCCUGCACCUGAAAUUGGAGGUAGUGGGAGCAGCUUUAUAGACCAUGGCCUCAGUGAAGCUGAUCCUGAAGUUCAGACAAUCAUCCACAAGGAAAAGCAAAGGCAGUUUAGAAGUUUAGAGCUUAUUGCCUCAGAGAAUUUCACGUCCCGAGCAGUGAUGGAAGCUGUUGGUUCUUGCCUUACAAACAAGUAUUCUGAAGGGCUUCCAGGCAAAAGGUACUAUGGUGGGAACGAGUACAUUGAUGAACUAGAGAUUCUUUGCCAGGAAAGGGCUUUGGCAGCAUUUCACUUAGAUGAAAAGAACUGGGGUGUGAAUGUUCAACCAUUAUCUGGCUCCCCUGCUAAUUUUGAGGUGUACACUGCACUUCUUAAGCCCCAUGACCGCAUAAUGGGUCUGGACUUACCUCAUGGGGGACACUUGUCUCAUGGUUUCAUGACUCCUAAAAGACGGGUAUCAGGAACAUCCAUUUAUUUUGAAUCUAUGCCUUAUCGGCUUGAUGAAUCUACAGGCCUCGUGGAUUAUGACAUGCUAGAAAAAACAGCCACUCUCUUUAGGCCAAAACUAAUUAUUGCUGGUGCUAGUGCUUAUCCUCGAGAUUUUGACUAUCCUCGUAUGAGAAAGAUUGCAGAUGCUGUUGGAUCUUUUCUUAUGAUGGAUAUGGCUCACAUAAGUGGGCUUGUUGCUGCUUCUGUGGUUGCUGAUCCUUUUGAGUACUGUGAUAUUGUUACAACAACAACACACAAGUCCCUGAGAGGGCCUAGAGGUGGUAUGAUCUUCUUCAAGAGGGAGCCUGUUCUGGGUGUUGAUUUAGAAUCUGCCAUCAACAAUGCCGUUUUCCCAGGAUUGCAGGGUGGCCCUCACAACCAUACAAUUGGAGGACUUGCAGUCUGUUUGAAGUAUGCUCAAGCCCCUGAGUUUAGGUCUUAUCAGAACAAGGUGGUUUCUAAUUGUCGAGCACUUGCAAGCCGCUUGAUUGAACUAGGAUACACACUGGUUUCAGGAGGAAGUGAUAACCACUUGGUUCUUGUGGAUCUCAGACCAUUAGGUAUUGAUGGGGCCCGGGUGGAAAAAAUUCUUGACAUGGCAUCCAUCACCCUUAACAAGAACUCAGUACCCGGCGACAAAAGCGCGCUAGUCCCAGGAGGCAUCCGCAUUGGAUCGCCUGCCAUGACUACGAGAGGUUUCACAGAGAAGGAAUUCAUAGCCACGGCAGAUUUUAUCCACGAGGGCGUGCAGAUAACACUGGAUGCAAAGAGGUCCGUUUCAGGUUCAAAGCUCCAAGAUUUCAUGAAGUUCGUCGGGUCCCCUUCGGAUUUCACAUUAACGGAUCAAGUAUCCGACCUGAGGAGGAGGGUCGAGGCUUUGACUACCCAAUUCCCCUUGCCCGGGUUAUGAGACAUUCGCCGGAAUGAACAGAUUAUGGGGCCGGAAGUUCAAGUUCGCCGUUGGCUUCAAGGUUUGCAUAAAACUGAUGAAAGAGUAGCAGCUUUUUUAUAGGAGUGGAGUUGUAUUGCAAUCUUGAAUAAAAGAUAACAAGGAACAUGGUUCUGCUGUGAACCAACCAAACUCUAAUUAUGGAAGUUGGAUGUGGUGUUAACAGGCAAAAUGGAACUUCUAUACGACUCUUGCAACAGGGGGAGGUUUAUGUUUAUUUGAAUAAUUAAGUUUUUAACAUUUAUAGUGGCAUUCUAUAUUAAUUUCUUA